UUGGCUGGCUUGCACACUGGCUGUCUUAGGAAGAAGAAGACAGCCAUUUUCGUGAGGUCGAAAGAUGCCCAGACACUGCUCUGCCACUGGCUGCAAGUCACGUGACAACAAAGAGGCUCGAUUAGCUGGAGUCACCUUUCACAGUUGUUUCUUGAUAACGUUUAGGUUGCCGAAGAAGGGAAACCCUCGCCGCACCACCUGGAUUGUCAAUGCUCGACGUAAAGGUCCCGGAGGAAAAGGGUUAUGGGAGCCUCAGAGUGACUACAUCUAUUUCUGCUCCAAACAUUUCACCCCUGACAGCUUCGAGCUCUCUGGAGUCAGUGGAUACCGCAGGCUGAAAGAUGAUGCGGUGCCCAUGCUGGUUGAAAUCAUUCCUGGGCAAAAAGGCAAGUCCUCAAGAGGAAGAGGCAAAACACGGAAUGAGGACAGACAGCUGAGCAGCACGAGCAGAUCUGAUAAAGAGAGCUCAGACGGUAAGGAGACCCAGAUUAAAGUGGCUCUGGUGCACAUUGUGCAAAAUGCAGGAGCUGAGAGCAUCAAGAUCACCAAAGAAGAACAUCAGAAUGAAACAUCUCCUCUGUUAUCGUUACCUUUACAAGAACCUGCACCUGAUCAAUCCACUCCACCUUCUCCGUCCCGCUAUAUGAGGCGCCUGCCUCCACCUCCCGGCUUUUACCUUGCCAAAGAACACAGCUACGCUCAGCUCUGCCCGCUGGAGUGGCGCAAACGCUACGAGAAAGCCACGGACAAUUUGGAAAAGGCGCUGCGUUUGCUCAGAGCUGCCCGUCGCCGGGAAAACCGUCUCCGCCUCACGCUGCUGCGCCUCCAGGAGAACAGACUCAAACAGACGUUAUCUCAAAUGCAAGAUCGACGGAAGGAGAGUCACGAAAGCCAAGGCAGGUCGAGUCGUCAGAGUGGGAAGCGGGACAGAUCUGGAGAAGACAGGAGUCUGGAAGUGAUGGAAGAGAAUGAGAUGGAAGGCACGGGUGAAGAAAUGGAGCUUCUUACAGACGGAGCUGCUAAGCUGAGGGACGGCGUGGAAGACGAGGAAGGCUGCUGUUUUUACUGCGGACGAGGAAGAGAGGACGAGGAAACCAAAGAAACCAGAGAUCAAGUGGGAUCUCAAAGAAGUGCAGCGUUCCGAGGCAGAAGAGGAAAAGGCACAAGAGAGACGGCACAGAGCUCGGCUGAAUCGAAGGUCCGGUCGAAACCUCCCAGCAAUCCUGAGCAACUUACCCUUCUUCACUCUCAGCCUGAAAUGCUCCUGCAGAUGCACACGCUUCCUGGACCUACACAAUCCACAGCAACGUUCCAGGAAGUGACUUCUUCACCACAGCUCCAGCAUCUCCACCUCCUGCAACCUGACCUGGGCCUUCUCCAUCCAGACACGCAAACCACGGACAUGAGCAUCACCCAGAGCGAGGACGGAGGAGGUGGGAUGUGUCACGUGUUUUUGGUUCCCGUGUCUUCUGAAACCACAGACAAGAACGGGAUCGGCGUCGGUGUUGAAGGCUUGAUUCCGAAAACCCAGACGAUUGUGAUGACGGAAGAAACCUUCCAGCACGACGUUAGCGAACAAGGAGGCGACGACAUGGCGCUGAGUCCGAGUGGACUGAGGGGUAAUCAGAAUGACCAGCAGACAAACAUCAGAGCCGCGCUGCUGGGUGGAGACGUCACACAGAGACUGAAAGAACAUCUGGAAGGGUUUCAGCUGCAGCUUAGCAGUGAAUUUAUUGAUUAGUUAUGCUAAUUGAUUUUUGUUUUUUGUUUGCAAUAUUUCCUGUCUGGAGAUACUUCAUUAGGGAAGCCUGUAUAUCUGCUCACUGCAGCUAUCCAAUCAGCAAAGCAUUAAAUAAUGCAGAUUCACGACUUAGCGUUUACAUCCAAUGAGUUUCUCCUCUGAGUGCGGAACCGGGAAACAGAUGAUGACAGAAGAUCGGAGGAGACUCGCAGAAAAGCAUCACAAACACAUUGAACCUUGAGGAAUUCCAGUCUACAGCAGGCACCAGAUCAGAAACCAGACAGUUUAAGAUUCUUUUUUUUUUUUAUCUUUCUUUAACGUCCAAGUCUAAGAAUUUGCAUGAGGAGCAGGUUUCUAGCUGUUCCUAAUAAAGUGGACGGUGAGAGUACAGCCCUUUAUUGUGUUGAUGCGGUGCUUUUACAGAAUUUUAAGGGAUGUAAAUUUAAUAUUGCAUUUCAAAGGUGUUGAGAAAGCAGUCGUGAGCUAGCUGCUGAUGCUUAUCAACUGCAAUAAUUAAUAAUAAUAAUAAUAAUAUCAUCAACCUCUCAGUCUGAUUCAUGUCAGCAUAUUUGCCUAUAUUUGCAUAUUCACGUAAUAUUUCAUAGUGUGGUGAAACAGCUAGCUCAUAGAUACUCGAUUUAGAUGUUUAUCGUUUAUUAAACAUAAACUCUAGCAUGGGUGUGGCUUCAGCAGGCAGAGAAGAUGUAGCGUAACUGGUGCAAUCAGAGCAAAGUGUUAUUAUUAUUCAGCAAUAUUAUAACAGAAGAAUAUUCAGUAAGAGGUAUUUUAAAAAGUGUGUCAAAGCCCAGGAUUGUUGUGAUAUAAAGAUAUUAAUAGCUCAUGAGUGUGUUUGUUUGUUUGUUUGUUUGUUUGUUUUAUUUUCAUAAUUUGAUCUAAACUCUAGUUUUAUUUAUAGCUGGUAGAAUGUUUUGUUGUUGUGGCUGAUUUUGGAAGAAAAAAAAAGUUGACUUUAUAGGAUGUACUAUAGAGGAACAAAUUAUUUAAUUUCUUCAAGCACUUGGU
Hemibagrus wyckioides is the source of this 2764-nucleotide messenger RNA. RefSeq names its product THAP domain containing 7 (gene thap7). The transcript has 5 exons. The record is from RefSeq and is a predicted model, not a curated record. Gene Ontology annotation, cellular component: nucleus. NCBI's taxonomy places the organism in Eukaryota, Metazoa, Chordata, Actinopteri, Siluriformes, Bagridae. Gene Ontology annotation, biological process: regulation of DNA-templated transcription. Bases 65 to 1741 code for a protein of 558 amino acids.